This is a messenger RNA of Saccostrea echinata, 1314 nucleotides long. RefSeq lists its product as uncharacterized. The record is from RefSeq and is a predicted model, not a curated record. The coding region runs from base 1 to 1314 and encodes 437 amino acids. The transcript has a single exon. Lineage: Eukaryota; Metazoa; Mollusca; Bivalvia; Ostreida; Ostreidae.
AUGUCUUUCCUGAGCGACGUCAAUACGAGUACGGCAGAACCAUGCGAACUCUCUCUUUUCACCGAUCCUCCCAAUCAAGUGGCUCUUCAAAAGAUAUACUUUACGGAAACUCGUCCCAUUUCGUCCUUCGACGCCGACGACGCUCUGCUCGAAUUUGCCAUCCCCAGAAGCGGAAACGAGUAUCUCGAUCUGAGAAGAAGUCGACUAUACUUAAAAGCCAAGAUCAUCAAAUCCGACGGCACGACCCUGGCCGGUUCAGAAAAGACCGGGAUCAUCAACCUACCUCUGCAGUCCCUGUUCUCGCAAAUCGACGUCUACAUGAAUGGCAAAUGCGUCACUCAGAACGCCAACAACUAUCCUUGGAAAGCUUACCUAAAAGUCCUCCUGUCCAACGGUCCGGCGGCCAGCAAAUCACAGUUGCAGACGCAGCUGUAUUAUCCCGAUCAAGAAGGUGUAGAAGACGCCAAUGCUGCCGGAGGAAGAAACCAAGGACUUCGGUCUCGCUACGUGUUUACGCAAUUGUCCCGCACCUUCGAUUUAGAAGGACCUCUGUACUUGGACUGUUUUUACUUGGACAAGUACCUCAUCAACGGCGUAGACUUACAGCUGAGACUAUUUCGUUCCCGCAACGAAUUCGUGGUGAUGAGUGCCGAAAGCAGUCCCAGUUACAAGGUCACUAUUUUAGACGCCGUCUUUAAGGCGUGUAAGAUUCGAGUAGAUAGCGCCGUCUUACUGAACCAUGCCGAGACCAUCACCAAGACAGCCGCCCGAUAUAACUACGUGAAAACGGACGUUAAGAUGACCACCAUCCCGGACAAGACGAGCGAAUUUUACUGGGACGACGUAUGGAACGGAAAACAACCGUCUAAAAUGUUUGUCACCUUUGUCAAACAGUCGGCCGUCAACGGAAGUUACACAGCCAAUCCCUUCAAUUUUGAGCACUUCAAACUCUCCGAAAUCGUGGUGACCGUCAACGGAGAACCCGUCCCCGUACGACCCAUGAGACUAGACUUUGGUGACGAUAAGAAUUACGUCACUGCACUCUGUAACCUCUACCAAUCGAGCGAAAAGUGGUACAAAGACGACGGAUUGAUUAUCGAUCGUGACCAGUUUUCCAAUGGAUAUGCCAUCUACGCUUUCGACCUCGUCCCUAACGACUUGGGAGAAGGGUAUAUAAACCUCGUUCAUCAGGAAAACGUAGGAGUGUAUGCUCGAUUCGCCGACGCGACCACGGAAACCGUCUGCGCCUUGGCUUACUGCGAAUGUCCCGGACUUUUGAUGAUCGACCACACCCGCGAAGUUCGACAAAUCUGA